This is a messenger RNA of Dunckerocampus dactyliophorus (ringed pipefish), 3389 nucleotides long. RefSeq names its product sphingomyelin phosphodiesterase 5 (gene smpd5). The record is from RefSeq and is a predicted model, not a curated record. The transcript is spliced from 8 exons. Gene Ontology annotation, biological process: sphingomyelin metabolic process. Lineage: Eukaryota; Metazoa; Chordata; Actinopteri; Syngnathiformes; Syngnathidae. Gene Ontology annotation, cellular component: cytoplasm; extracellular region. Gene Ontology annotation, molecular function: sphingomyelin phosphodiesterase activity. Bases 1178 to 2887 code for a protein of 569 amino acids.
GACUACUUCGAUCGUUCUCUGGUGUGCUUAAAAUGUGGCGGGUUAGUACUUUAACAUGUGAUAUGGUUACAUGAUAAGCAGUGACGUGAAUGUGCUUGCAAGUUUAUACGGACUACACGAGCUCGAGACAUACGCCCAGGUUUCCUUGCUAGGUAGGACCGUCUUGAGUUAGCUGUCUAAGCUAGCUAAACAGAUGCUAUAUUGAUAUUAUUACAAUAAUAUCAGUGUAGGUGGAUAUUAUAUGCAUGCUAUACUGAUCUGGGUUUAGCAUACAAACAACUGUGUGUUAUAAGAGUGUGUUUAAUAUUUGUUGUUGAUUGUUAGCUUAGCAUACGGACACACCGGCGAAGACGUGAGCCCACGUACACAGUGAGUGUAGACGUCAUGAUGUGCCCGAAUAGAACAAGCACUUUCCAUUCGUGUCUCUACAGUAUAUUGAUAUAAUACACAAUAUAAUAGUUUCCUAGCUGUUUUUUUUCUUCAAAAAUGAUGAAUGGAUGCAAGAUGCGUUGUUCGAUCGGGCGACUUGUAAUAUGCAACUUCCUGGUUGUUUGAAUGUUCCGCCCUGAGUCCAGCUGACUCCUGUUAAAAGCUAAAUCUAUUCAAAAUCAGUUUUGACAAAUGAAACACUGUUUAAACGCGCUAUAAUUAUAGCUACCCUCUUUUUAAAGCAUGUUUUUGUGUAUUUUCUGUUAUAUAAAAUAUUAUAAUUGUCUCUCAUUCCUCAAUUUUUCAAAUUUGAAAAAUAAUUUACCUUAGACAGCUUCAUGAAAUUCAUAUUUAAAAUGAAGGUACUCUGGGACAACCAAUAUGGAUAUUGUUAGGUCAAAAUUAACUUAGUUGGAAAUAUGUUGUUAUACAGUAUGUAAAUACUACAUGACAUGCUGUCAGCAAAGCUUACUAUAAUUCUUACAACAGAAAUUAUGAUAUUCAUACAUAUUUCAGCAUCUUCAUACUAAUAUGAUGAUGAUGAUGAUGGUGGUGGAACCUGAUAUUUAUGUGACAUACAUCAUAUGAAGAAGGUAGCUGCGCAGAGAGGAAUUGCACAUGUGGUAGAAAACGGACGACAUGACUGAAACGAGGGAAGACAUCUGUGCCCGGUGAGUCCCAUGAAGGAGAGCACAGGAAUGAAGCUGCACCUGAUUUCUGGUUGAGUUUAAAGAAAGUGUCCUGUGGCAUGGCCGUGGAGACAUCCCCAUUUCCCAACCGGUGUGCUGCUGGCCUUCAUGUGGCGGCAUGGGUGUUAAUUCUACCCUGCUUCUGGUUUCUUGACCGACUCAUCGCUGUGUGCAAGUCAACCACCCUUGAGCAGACGCAGAGACUAGAGGAGGGAUGCUACCUCCGCCCCCUCAAGGUUGUCUUUGGCUCCAUCACUUUCUCCAUUCUCUUUCUCUUGACGGCGCCUGUAGCCUUGCUGGGCUUCCUGCUGUGGGUGCCACUGCAAGCGUGGCGCAGACCCUUCUGCUACCACCGUGAGGCGACAUCAUUACAGUGUGAGACACACAUGGGCUUUGAGCUGGAAGGAAAGGCAUCGUUUUGCUUUGCAUCAGCCAACUUGUGUCUUCUGCCGGACAGUCUUGCUCGCUUCAACAACCUGGGACACACCCAGCGCAGGGCUCUUGCUAUUGGAGAGUGCAUAGCCAUGAGUGUGGGCCGACCCAACAUCCGCAUCUUUAUUGACUCCCCCAGCAGCUGCAGUACUGUCAGCCCCUCCGACAGUAUUGUCCCCACAGUCAAUUCGCCUUCUUAUAGCGCUACAGACGGGCAGGCUCCAUCUCCAGAUAGUGAUGUAUUUGGAGGAAAGGCAAGGAACGAAGUGGUUCAUACACCUGGUAGAGAUACAAAGGAGCCCUCUGCUGAGGUACCGUCCAUCCAGCAUAACUCCAACCAGAACUCUAACCAGCAGGGUCAGUGCAGUGCUCCCCGCGCUUUACUCUCCCAGGGUCUUGGCCAGCAGGAGGAUGUGCCCUGGGAAGUGUCAACGUUUUUUCCCGCCAAUGUGGACAUUCUCUGUUUAGAGGAGGUGUUUGAUAAGAGGGCCGCACAGAAACUCACCCGUGUGCUAAGUCCUUUGUUUGGACACAUUCUCUAUGACAUUGGAGGAUAUGCCUGUCAGCCGCCGUGCAGCUGUUCCACUUUCAAGUUCUUCAACAGCGGCCUCUUCCUUGCCAGUCGAUUCCCCAUCCAGGAGGCCCAGUACCACUGUUUUCCAAACAGCCGAGGAGAGGACGCGUUGGCUGCCAAGGGCCUCCUCGCUGCUAAGGUGGUGAUUGGGAAGAACCAGAAGCAGAGGAAAGUGGUUGGUUAUUUUAACUGUAUCCACCUUCAUGCACCAGAAGGUGAAGGAGAGAUCCGCUGUGAGCAGUUGAACAUGGUCACCAAGUGGAUUGGGGAUUUCCAAGCAGCCAACAGACAGCCCGAUGAGGAAGUAGCUUUUGAUGUACUUUGUGGCGACUUUAACUUUGACAACUGCUCACCAGAUGACACUUUGGAACAGAAUCACUGUCUCUUUGAGGAAUACAAAGACCCUUGCAGGGCAGGCCCAGGGAAAGAGAAGCCCUGGGUCAUCGGUACUCUACUGGAGCAGCCGACACUGUAUGAUGAGUGUGUAAACACCCCGGAAAACCUACAAAGAACUUUGGAGAGUGAGAUGCUCAGAAAGCGUUACAUCUGCCCUCCCGUUCCUGCCACAGGCUCGCCAUUAGUUUACCCUGAAACUGACCAGCCGUGGAUAGGACGACGGAUAGAUUAUAUCCUCUUCCGGGAAACGUCCAUCUCAAAGCACUGCAGAACAGAAGUGGAAGAGGUAUCGUUUAUAACCCAGCUGGCUGGCCUGACAGACCAUAUUCCUGUGGGCUUGAGACUAAAUGUAACCAUGGACUUGUGACGUUGUUGGAACAUAAUGUUGUGUUCAAAGAAAGGGAGAAUGCACAAGUUUACAUUGCUGAAAAGCCAUUAUAUGAUGUUUACAUAAUUUGAUUUGGGAUUUUCUGCUGAUGCACUCACAUAUCAAACGUAUGUGAAAUAUCUCAGGUGGUAUUAAUACAGUUUAUGGGUUUGCCUGGAUACGUUAUGUAUCUCAUGUUAUACAUAGGAUUCUUCCAGGUUUUGUAUAUGUAUGUUUUUUUUUUUUUUGUAAUUCCCCACAGAAAUAAAUAUAAAUAAGACAGGUGUACAAAAUUUGAUGAAGUUAGAAACAAGAAUGAAAACCAUGCUUUUUAGCUAAAUGGAUGGCGCUGAUUUAAAUAGUCACAGGCUUUGUCGUGACGGGUUACAUUUUUUUCGGAAAUGUCAUCUUACUUUUUUACUGUUGCAUGCUGAAAUGCAUAAAUGAAUGUGAAGUGAUGGAUACAGCAUCGAUUAAGCACAGAGGAGAAAAUAAAAUUACU